AUGCCACUAAUCGCGUUUAGUCGCGCCCCCUUCUGCCGCCGGCGGCAAAGCCUCGCUCUUCAUAUUGGAUGCUGCUGUAUUAUUGGGCCGUUAUCGGAAGUGGAUGAAUUACUUUAUCCGCGGGGACCCUACGCCGCGAUGGAAUUUCGCACGCUCAUGAGGCGCCUUUCUACGACGCCUUUAUCCCCCCCCGCCCCCCCGUCCUACGAUUCGCGGGCUAAGCAGAACAGA
Molecule: messenger RNA, 231 nt
Organism: Iphiclides podalirius (scarce swallowtail)
Lineage: Eukaryota; Metazoa; Arthropoda; Insecta; Lepidoptera; Papilionidae
Source: the annotation of a GenBank genome assembly